AUGGCCACCCCGCCUCCCGACCGCCAGGUCGCGGACGGCGAAGCAAUCGAAAAAGCAGUCGAAGCGAUCCGCCAAAGAUGGGACGCAACCGUAUCCCACACCUCCUCCACCUGGCAGCGCAUCUACACCGAAAUCCGCGACAAAGUCAACGACCCCAAGGGAUCCCUCGACGACGUCCUGAAAGAAUACUUCCUCCCAUCGCCGGAGCGCGACCUCCUCCUCCCCGCCACGGCGCCCAAGUACCUCGUCAAGAUGCAGGAGGACAACACGCGGCGGUUCAUGACUCUCAUGGCGACCCGGUUCAGGAACGUCAAGAUCGAUUUGCCCUUCAAGCUGACCAUGGCGUACUUCGGCUUGCCCGUCGAGCCUCUCAACCCGGAGCUGUUCUCGUGCUUGGAUGAGGACGUUACGAUGGUGGAUUGUGCGGGUCUUACGGCGUAUGAUACGAGGCCACCUUUGCAUUUUUUGACGGGCCAUGAGACGCGGAAUUGGGGUUUGGACCCUUUACACGGCAGUGAGGCCGAAUACAUCUAUGCGCCCGUCCCGGAACAAUACGUGGUCAUCCCGACCGAUCGGAUCGAAGGGACCGGAGAAGGAGAAAGCACGCCCUUAAAGGGCACACCGAAAAUCAAAGUCCCCUUGCUCACUCCCAUAUCGCCCGAUGACGAAGAUAAAAGCGCCCGCGGAAGGCUCCGAGGCGGCGCUGGAUCCGACACUGAAUCUAACCUUUUCUCCGACUCCGACGACGCCAGGGACAAGGACAAGGGCAAGGGCAAGGGCAAGGGCAAGGGUAAGAACAACGACUCCGACAGUGAUCAAACAACCGGCAUCCUCGUCAAAGGCCGCCACGCAAGGAUCCUCGACGCCCCCUUCGCAAAAGACAAAGACAUCCAAGCAGCCAGCGCCUCCGGCCCGUGGCUCUGGAUGUGCGGCUACCAAGGCGGCUAUCCCUUCAUCGGCGGCAAUGGCGAGUCCCUGGCCGUGGCCAUCCGAGCCCUCCUAUCCCUCACGGGGAAACAAGCCCAAAAGAACGUCGUCGUCAGCAGGUUCAGCGUCGCCGAUAAGCGGUGGAUGGAGCACAUCGACGUAUCCCUCCCCCUGAGAGCCGACAGCAAACUCUACAAGGCCAUCACCGCCCACACAAUCGCGUACAACCUCCGGGACCACACCGACUGCUGCGCCUGGUUCGUCCGCCUACAUACCGAUGCCGAACCGCCCGCCCACGCCUUCGAGCCCGGAGUGUUCGACAGUCUGUGGCAGAUCGUUGUGCUACAGGCCACGCGCGCUGUCCCCGGAGCUCCCAGGGAGCCUGAGGCGUACUUCGCCCUCAGGCAUGACGUGGGUCCCGUCCUCGGGAAGGCGUGCGCCCGGAGCAGCUACGCCCUGUUUAUUCGCUCGGCCAUGCAGCUUCUGCAGGGCGGGUAUCUCUCCCCCGGGGACGGCCACACCGGGGUGGCCGUCUCCGACGGCAUCGAAGUCAAGCUAGCUGAUGCGAUGACCAACUAUGGCGGAAUUUCAAUGCCAGGAAAACUAUUUUCGAAGCUGUACAGGCGAUCUCUUGGGUCCCCUGGUAACGCUUCGGGCCCUCGCAACGAGUGGCAAGUCCAAAUCGACAGCCUACAAGAAAACGAAAUCGUUUUCUGGAUGCCCGGAUACGAGUCCAGGGAGAAAAGGGAGUACGAAGUCCUCAAGGUGGAGGGUGAUCGCCCGUACCAAAACGCAUGGCGCAUCGUCAACCUAGUCCUCGCUAGAUACUUCUCCCUCAAAAGGCUCAGGGUCCUCAAGCCCAACGUCGCUUUCUGGAGCGGCUGGCAGGUCUGGAACUCGAGAACGCCCUUCGAUCCCGCAAAGGGCCCUGCGUUCCAGGUCCAGGUCGGCGGGCUAGAGAGGAACCCGGACAACGAAGAACUCAUCACGCCGGCUUGGGCGCCGGAGAUUGAGAAGAUGCUCGGCGAUGCGCUCCGGAACUCGCGCGAGCGCAUCUUCGUCUUGCAGCCCAUCUUCAAGAAGUACAUUUUGUACGGGUCGUGGAACAAGGAACCGCCCAAUGAUGAAGGUGGAGAAGAGGAUCUGGCGAAGUAUCCUUGCGUGGAGAUGGAACCGACGGCGUCGAUGGAGGACCUUUGGGGGCUCAUCGAUAAAUUGGUCGACAACACGAAGAAUCCAGAAGGGGAGCCAAAGACGCCCGAAGAUUGGUCCAAUAUUUGGGUGGAACUCAGAAGCUUGCCCCUUUGGAAGUACCAAAUGACCUAUGGAAGCGUUGUCAUCUCCAUGUCGACUACGAAUGAAGAAUUCGAUCUGCUGCGGUUGCAUCUGAUCGGACCCUACAUUAGUGUUACGCUCCAUGAUAACCCCAUUAUAGACUAUUCCACCACCAUUCAACCUCCUGCUACCGAGUGGGGUCAGCGAUACGGGCUCAUCAGUCUCCUCGGCUGCGGUGACAGGGAAACGGCCGCCGCCGCCAUCGCUCCGAAACCACAAGGAGUCGAGGAAAGUGAAGAAGACGCAGGCGCAGACGCAGACGGCGAAGACGAAGGCGACGGGCGGUUCAAUACGAAAGGCAGGCCCAAGAGGGGAGCCUUGGACCCGCGAGACUACAGAGAGAGCUUGUGGGCGAGACAACCCAGCUUCUUCGACAGCGGACCCCAGCCCCGAGUCCCCCGCGGAGGAGCCCCCGUUGAGAGCCUCCUUCGCGUCGGCGGUCCCAACGUACCCCAAGUCAGCAGGGCGGUCUUGACGCCGACGGAACAGCGGAAGCUCCAGGAGGCGUUUUACGCCAUGCGCAACACGAAGCUCAACCGAAUCAUCAAGUGCCACUACGACAAGUGCGAGUUCACCUGCCGCGUGGACCACGAGGCCGUCAUGAGGAAGCACUUGAAGAAGGAACACGUCGUCGAGAAGUGCCCCUGGUGUACCGUGCUGUUCCCUCCGUACUGGACGCAGGAGAGGCGCGAGAAGCACAUUUUCAAAAAGCACGCCUCCCGCGUGACGAAAUCGAAAACGGCAGACGCCAAGACCGCCCGCGAUAAGGAUGGCGAUGUCCAGAUGCAGACCCAAGAGGACAGGGACAGGGAGGCGCGAGGCCUCGACGCGCACUGGGUCCAGCCCGUAAUGCACCCCAAGGAGCCACCCCCCGCGCCGGUCAAGGUCGCCUCGAAAUCGGAGACAAAAUACGUCUUCUGCGACCGCUGCGGAAGGGAGCACGCCAAGUUCGACCACAUCCGCGACCGCAUCGUGCACGACGCCAUCUGCGUGCCGGGAGCCCGAGCCGUGGGAUUGUUCACGUGGUGCGGCGCGUGCGGAGAAAAAUCCUGGGACACGGGCGAGGCAGCCAACAAGUUCGGCGAGGGCGAUAAAUUCCCUCAUAGGUGCAAGGUGGAUACGGAGAUUCAGAAAUUCUGCCACAAGUGCGGAUUCAGGGGCGACGACCCGACACCCGUCGCCCCCGCAACCGCCGCCUCCGCCGCUCCCGCUACUGGGGGGGACGGGACCGUGGACAACCCCGAGGCCGAACCCAAGAGCUAUCUUACGAGACAUAUCGACGCUUGCCAGGGCUUCAAGGGAAAGCUGGCUGCUGUCUGCCCGUACUGCGGCUAUAAAAUGUCGGCCAUCGUCGACUGGAAGAUCAAGCAGACGCACAUCGUCGAGUGUGCCAGGCACAACGGCGUGGAGCCCAUCGUUACGCCUUUCAACCUGUACCCGGAAAAGUACUACGACAAUAAGCCGUCCGGACCCGAUCCGGCCCAGGACCGCUUCUACUCGGGAUGGAAUACCGGCAAAGGCUACGUGCCUCCCGGGCGGGACAAGACGCUUUGGGAACUCGCCGUCGGGACUGUUGACAGGAACAAGCCUGAUGCGGGGCCGCGGACGAUGAAGAAGUUGCUCGAGGAGAUUCAAAGGGAGCAGGGGAUUCCGCCGGGGGUGGUACUUACUACGAAACAGCAGUACCAGCUCUUUCAGGACUGGGCCCGAAAGAGCUUUCCGGGGCAGUGGGAUCCCACGGACCUUGGGCUACCUGAGGAGAAGAAUAGUGCCGGUCGAGGCGGUGGUGACAAAGGCGAUGGUGACAAAGGUGAUGGUGGCUCAGGCGGUGGUGGUGGUCCGGGGGGUGGAGGUUCGGUAGGCCGAAAUCCGGAAGAACCAACGAGUGAGGACGAGGAAGAACGAAGGAGAAAAGAGGAGAAAGAACGAAAGCAACAAGAAGAGGAGGAAAGAGCGUGGGAGAAAAGGGAAGAGGAGCGAAGGGAACGAAGGGAACUCAAAGAAAACAUCGAGUCGGUGAGUGACGACGAGCAGGAGAAAGCUGCCAAGCGCAUGAGGCGAGAAAAGCACGCAGAAGAACGAGCGAAACGGGUCGAGGCGGAAGACGCCCCGGAAGCGAACGUGGGCCUCAAGCAGUUCAAGUCGCGCUUCAACAGUCUAAAUCGGGAUUUCGACGAAUCCCAAGGAUAUCCGUGGACGGGCUUUCCGUGGGACAGAGUGAUAUAUGUCGCCGAUGACCGCCCGGUGCUAUCCUGUCCUCUCGACGCCGAGUGCGGUCCUGUCGACAAUCGCAACCGUAGGCUUCACCCCAUGCAGGCCUUGAUGUCGCAUAUCCUGGUCCAUCACGGAAUUGACUACAGAAAGCCUUAUGUUCAUGAAGCACACACCAUCAGACUGGCGACUCUGGAUCACGAGGGAUGGGAGAGCCCCGAAAACUCGGAUGAGGAAGGAAGUGUAGACUCACGGAACGAAUUAUAUGGGUUACGCGUUCGUGAGCAAUACUACCGACGCCGCGAGAGGUCGCCGGACUGGAAUAAGGUACUGCCUCCACCGCCUGUAGAUUGGAAGCCGACUGCGAAGAUGCGCUGCACUAGAUGUUUGCGCAAGAGAGCAGCAGUUAAUGCAAGGGCGGAUUACCCAGCAAACGAGACCCAGUUCGGUUUCCAUGGCAUCGCCGCUCACCGAAGUUGUGAGACUCGCUAUGGACCCGGAGUAAGCGUCUGGGGCGAAAUCGGGCUUCCCAAUAGAAGCGGUUGGAUCGACGAGGCAGAGUUCAGAAGGACUAGGAUGACCUUGAAGGAAUUGAAAAUUCACUUUAAAGAAAAGUAUCCAAUGUAUUCCGGCACGAUAUACCCGGGGACAGGCACAGGAACGUCCAAUAGUUGGGCGUACGACCCAAACAGCGAGGUUUUCUCGACUUAUUGGCCCCUAGUUUGGCCGCCGUUUGAAGGCGAUGUCCCACAGGAUCUUGCGACAGCGCCGAUUCUGCAUCACGAUAAUUAUGACUACUGGACAGACGUAUCUGAGCCGGAGAAGGACGACGACGACAAAGAUGGUGACGGUGGAGGAGGCGGGGCAGGGGCUGUGGCCGCAACUAUCACGGUCGACGGUAUGGAUGAGUGCAGCGACCGCUCAACAGAGGUUACUUGUGGUGAAGUUGGCAGUGCAGGCGAUGAUGUGGGAACGGAAACUGCGAGUAGGAAGCGCAAGAGAAUUUCCGAUGAGGACGAGUCGGAAGAGACAGGAGACGAGGAGAGUGGAGAAGAUGAGAAGAUUGAAGGUAGCGACGUAGGAACGGCAGCUGCCGCGAUUGAUGAUGUGGCUACGGAAACUGCAAACAGAAAGCGCAAGAGAACGUUUGUUGAGGCGAUGGGCGACAAAUGCGGACCGUGGGCGGAGACGGAAAAGGUGUACUCGGAGAAUCUUGAGCCAGGCCCGGAUGGCGUGCGCCGGGACAACUCGGGUCCGGUGCGGAGGAAUCUGGAGAGGCUUGCGUCGCCCCAAAAUCCGAGCGGGACAGGCCUUCUCCCAAGAGACUCCAUCACCGUCGAUCCGGAGUGGAGGCCAGCGAAGAGAGUCAGGUUCGCGACGGAGUUCGCCGAGCCUCCGGCGGCUGAGGAUCCAGGUCACGCCGGAACGGCUGAGUCGGAUACAGACAGCAUGGGUUGCAGCCAACCAACCACGGAGGCGGACUCUGGUGAAGAUUGA
Scedosporium apiospermum is the source of this 5970-nucleotide messenger RNA. RefSeq lists its product as uncharacterized. The record is from RefSeq and is a predicted model, not a curated record. The coding region runs from base 1 to 5970 and encodes 1989 amino acids. Lineage: Eukaryota; Fungi; Ascomycota; Sordariomycetes; Microascales; Microascaceae. The transcript is spliced from 4 exons.